Molecule: messenger RNA, 753 nt
Organism: Arabis nemorensis
Lineage: Eukaryota; Viridiplantae; Streptophyta; Magnoliopsida; Brassicales; Brassicaceae
Source: the annotation of a GenBank genome assembly
AUGGGAUGUUCCAUGAUGUGUCAUUUUAUGCAUGGUUCUUAUAUCGAAAGGCAUGUGUAUGGACGAUGGCAAGCCAUUGUUGAUGACAAAGAGUUGGGGAUCCAAGAGCUUAUCUGCAAAGAAUUAAACUUCCCUCACAUAAGUUUGUCUGCUGCUGAACAAGCUGGCUUGCAGGGGCAGAAUGGUAGUGGAAGCUCCAAUCCGGGAGCACAGAACAACCAGAAUCAUGGGAGCGGUAUUACGGGGAACAAUAAUGCUUUUGCUGAUGCGGGUCAAGUAAACUCGAUGUUUUACUAUCGGGACAUGCAAAGAAGACUUGUUCAGUUUGUGAAAAAGCGAGUUCUGCUUCUGGAGAAGGCAUUGAAUUAUGAAUAUGCAGAGGAAUUUUAUGGACUUGGCAGCUCAUCAUCUAUGCCUAGUGAAGAACCAGAAGCUGAAGCAAAGGUCACUGACACAGUAGGAGUAGACUUUAUCGAGGUUAAUGAUGAAAUGCUUGAUGGACUUCCUAAGACUGAUCCCAUCACUUCUGAAGAAAUGAUAGUGGCUGCUGUUGACAACAACCAAGAGGGGGUUGAAGUAGCUCAACUUUUUAACAAGGAAGAUCACUUGGAGAGUUGGUCCGGAAGAUUGGUGAAAGGGUGCUUCCUGUUAUCAUUCGAAUUUUACCUCAAGAAGAUAUCAGAUGUUGACAAAAGACAAAGUGCUGGAUUGCUUGACAUGGAUAAGUUUAGCCCAACUCUCUGGAAGCAUUAG